AGAAACUGACAGACGUCAAAUGUGCAUUCACGGCAAACAAGACAUGAUUUUGUUAUUUGCAUUAAGGUAAAAUCUGACGGAAUUUCCCAGAAAACCUGUCGAAAAUAUUUAUAAGUCAGGCAGAAAAUAUCGGGUAAAAUGUCCGCGUUUUCCGAAACGGCGCUACUAAAAAAGUUGGGUGAAUUGAAUUCUAGUCAGCAAAGUAUACAGACGCUAUCUUUGUGGUUAAUACAUCAUCGCAAACACCAUGCGUCAAUUGUGAAAACUUGGCUGAAAGAGCUACAAACUGUUUCCGAGGGCAAAAAGUUGACAUUCAUGUAUCUGGCCAAUGAUGUCAUACAGAAUAGCAAGAAAAAAGGUCCUGAAUAUGGCAAAGAAUUCGCACAAAUAUUACCCAAAGUAUUUACACACAUCGGUGAAUCCUGUACAUCGGAUAAGCUCUUCGGUAGUCUUGGACGUAUUUUGAAUAUAUGGGAGGAGCGCGGUGUCUACGAUACAAAACAAAUUGCAGAAUACCGUGCACGUUUGAAUAAAGAUCAUAAAGAUAAAAACGCGGCACCUAGUAGCAGCAGUGGCAACAGUAGUGCCACAGUCACUGAGGAAAAAACAAACGGUAGUCAUGGUAGUACCACAAAAGAUAAAGAAAAGUCUGAAAAACGUGAAAAGCGUAAACAUGAUGAAAAUAAAACACCAAAAGGGAAACGUUCGCGACCAACUGCAGUUGCUGAAGAAAAGCCAAGUGCUGGUCAAAAUGGUGAUGCGGAACAUUUAAGUCCCUACUUGCCGCUGGGUGAACCACCAGAACCUGAAGACUUAAUCAAAGCCUUGACGAAUAUCGAGAAUUCAGCUUCAAGUGAUGCCGUGGUGCGCGAACGUAUCGCCAACUUGCCACCAGAAAUAUCUGAGAUCAGUUGUCUUAGUAAAUUGGAAGAUAAGGAUGCAGCUAAAGCAUUAGCUAAACAGGUAAAUGAAGCUGUACAAUUACUGAAUGAGUAUAAUACACGCCUGGCUGCUGAAAUGGAGGAGCGUACAAAAUUAGCUUCAAUGUUGCGUGAUUUCCAAGCGGAGCAGAAGGAACUGCUGGUGCAAGCUGAAAAACGUCUCGAGGAGUACAAGCAAAAACUCAAUCGCAUGGUUGCCGUACAAAAGGAAAUUCGCGAUCAUCUAUCGAAUUUGCCAGACUUAACACAGUUACCGGAUGUGACUGGUGGCCUAGCGCCACUACCAUCAGCCGGCGAUCUCUUCAAUAUACAUUAAUAAUUAUUAUAAUUUAAAUGAUUUCCUUAAAUGUUAUAAAUAUCUAUCUAUUCAACUGAUAACUACACAAAAAUCACUUAAAUUAUGUAUAUUUAGAACAAAAAAUUUAAAAAAAGGAGAAAUAAUCAAGAAUUGACAAAA
Molecule: messenger RNA, 1398 nt
Organism: Zeugodacus cucurbitae (melon fly)
Lineage: Eukaryota; Metazoa; Arthropoda; Insecta; Diptera; Tephritidae
Product: regulation of nuclear pre-mRNA domain-containing protein 1B
Exons: 4
Coding region: 139-1257 (372 amino acids)
Biological process (GO): mRNA 3'-end processing
Cellular component (GO): RNA polymerase II, holoenzyme
Molecular function (GO): RNA polymerase II complex binding
Source: RefSeq, a predicted model, not a curated record